AUGAGGAAUCAGAGAAAAGCAACCAAGUCAACGCCUCCCAACUCUACGUCUUUACCAAAGCUCAUCGUACGCAGCAAAGAGCCUUUGAAACAAGAUCAUCCCAUCGAUGAUGAUGAUCCUAUUAUGUCGGAUGACGAACAAGGUGCUGACGGUGCUGCAUCUCGUAACAGUAGUCGGUUGACUCCUAUGGAGUCGUCUACUGUUGAAGAUGAUGUAGAAGAGGACGAGAACGAUACAGAUCAGCCACAGGAUCAGGCUAAGGUGGAAGAGAGUCAACCAGUCCAACAACGCUCAAAUAGCAUAAACACUCCACUUGCAGAAGCGGCUAGAGCUGUUUCAACAAGUAGUAGCGUCCACACAAAUCAACAGCCUUCUCACAACCCAGUUUGGCUGGCUGAGAAGAGUCCAUAUCAACAGAAUGAGAAUAUUGCUCAGUUAAUGGCACCAACUCUAGACACGUCACCACUUAUACCGCCAAACUUGCCAGUUGUGCAACCAAUGCAGCUCGAAUAUUUGUUUGAGAGCCAAGAAACACCACAACGAAGACUCAGUAAUGCUACUGGUAUGGAAGACAUUGACACUACGAGUAAUGAUAUCACAGACACGACUGGAAGUAGUAAUGGUGUGAUUGACUCGGCCGUCAUGUCACUGUAUAAUCCUAAUCCAGAUUCAUCGCCAUUACGUGAAACACCCUUUGGUGUUGAGAAGCGACUUCCAUUCGGAUCUCAUGGUGCUCUGCCACCUAGUAGGGGUCUUCGAUUCUCCCUCUUCUCGACCACAAAACCAAACUCUCCAGUAUACGGCUUUUUGCAACGGGAGGGAGCAGUGACUGCUCGACCGGUGACUCCCAUAGCUCAGCAGCAGGAUCCGCUAGAUGGAAUAUCUCUGGAUGAGUGGUCUCAACAAUUGGAAACGCCUGCGCCGCCAGGCAAUGUCCCUAAAAAGACUCCUGGUGCAGUCAUGGAAGCAUUAAGAGCAGGGAAUGGAAGGAAUAUCAGUCUGCAAAGUGGAUUUGCCUUGGUCAACUCGGCUUUAAACACUCCUUUUAAGUUUUCGUCGGCCAGAACCAUGCCUCCGCCCCAAGUGUGGCGUUCAAUACCUUCGCAUCCCACUGGUAUGAGUAUGCCACCCAUGCAUCGUGAUGGUGGACCGUCUGUAACUGCUAUAGUUGAAGAUGCAGGGUUGCAAGACACUGCCAUAAAAGGACUUGUGACUGAACUCGUUGUAGCACGCCCUAGUCCAAAGAGACCGCUACUAGUAGAUGAUGAGUACGGUGAUGCCGAUGCCGGGUCGUCACCUACUUUAUUCGAAACAGUCCGCAAAUCAUCACCAUACGGAGUCAAAUUGUCAGAUACACAAUCCCUCCAAUCUCCAUCGCACAGAAAUUCGCCACGACAGUCAGAACUCACUAAACGAUUCAAAGCCAUGUCGGACAAUACAGACAUUCUGCACAGUAAUGCAAACGAUGUCAUAACGAGUCGUGAUGAGACGGACGACUUCUUUUUCAGGGAAGAUCUGUUCAGUAAAUCUAGGCCACUCACCGAUAAACAACCAGCUAUGCCACCUCCACUACCGCCACCAAUAAUACAAGGUCCUGUUGCUGGUACUAGUAGUCGAUCUAAUAUAGAAGCUACACCCCGGAUCCCAUCAGAUGGGGUCGAUCAGGUUCCUCGACCACCUAAGAGGUUGGCGACACGUAGUCAACUAUCCACCAAACCAGUAGAAGUCGUCAAGCCACCAACGUCAUCUGUGUAUGAAAAGACUCCCAAAAUGCCAAAGGAGAAAAAACGGGCUGCACGAGCCAAGUACGCAGAACCUGUUAUGAACGAAGAGUCCAUGAAAACUACUGCAGUCGUAUCAGCUGAUGGAGACGGCUCUGUAUCACCAUCAAGCCUUAAACGCAAGAUGAAGGAUGAUAGCGACACUGUAGACGAAAACUACAGCAAAUCGGCCAAAAUGGACGACCAAAUAAUAGUCUCCAAUGGUCAGUCUGACAAUAAGGGUAAUUCUGAUAAACUACAUAAUGAUGAUGUCGUCUCUGUUGUGGUCGGCCACAAGCCAACUCGUAACGGACUGCCUUCAAUUAUGGGAGGAGCUGGUAACCUCUCUGUAAAUAAUGAUGACGGUCAGUCUGUAAAUGCUACUGAGAAUGCUGUAUAUGAUAAUCAACCUCUCGCCUCUCUCGACCGAGUUGAGCCUUUGAUUGACUUGCAACGACAUAUUGAUUCUCAGAAGAGAUCUGAGUCGUCAAGCUCAAAUCAAUUCGAAGACUUCUCACCCACACAAGAACUAAUGAUUCAUGACUUGACUCAGAAGUUUCGAAAUCCAGAACACACAGCCACUCUGCCCGCAGCUGUAGCUCCCACCACCGCAGCUGCACUUCCCGCCCCUAAUAUUAAUAGUGAUGUACCAUACUUCAUGACGGCAUCUCAAAAGACCAUCAAUAUUUCAGAGGAUGCACUAGCCAAAGCUUCUGAAAUGUUCAAGACAGGAGGAAUAUAUUCAGGUUUUCCUGGUGGUGUCUCGUUAAAGGAGAUUGCAAAACCUCCAGGAGUAUCCGACACGUAUUUACCUUUAUCAUCACAGUCUGUCAAGACCAAUCGUAAUACAGGUAGUGCCUCUAGAUCUAUGUUUGAUGAUGACAAGUCGAUCUUGUCUCAACAUCAUACUCGAUCUCAGCUACAUCCUAAUCGAUCCCAGUCGAAUUUUGCAUCUCAGCAACAGUUGCAAAUGAAUAAUCGCCAAGCUCAGCUGUCUCAGCGAGCUAAGUGGCCAGCUCGUAUAGAAGACGAAGGAGCUGAAGAACUGGAUAUAGUAGGGCCAGCUGUCGUAGAACCCGCUGUUAAAGAUGGAAUGGAAACAACAGUUGAGCUUCAAAUAACAACAGCCUCAGAAGAGGCGUUUUUCGCUCAUGAUCAGAUAGUCGAACAAGAUUUCGUUGAUGCAGAAAAUCAACUAGCUGCUUCUAAUGUUAUGUCUGAAAUCACUGAUCAUGAAGAACAACAACAGGCUCGCUUGAGUUUAAACAAGUUAGCAUUCGAUAAUAAUAGUGGCUUUGCUGUACCUCAGCUUCCAAUGCGGUUUGUUGGUUCUCGAACUGCAAACUGCAAGCAAUCACCGCCAGUAUUGGAAACUGCCCAUAAACGAGCUAUGGCACUAGUGCAUGCAACUGAAAAUGACGUCAAAGAUGAGGAAGUAAAUCAUUACGAGAUCGAUAUAUUUGACGACAAUCUAUUAGACAUUGAAUUGCCCGCUAUAGAGUUUGGUGGUGUAAGCAAGGAUUCAGAGGAUGAAUCUGCUCCAGCAGUGGACAUCCCGCCUUUCCUUCGAGGCUUCUCAACUGGAGCUGGAGCACCUACAGCCGCAGAUGCAGAUUUAGCACGUAAGGCUGAGAAAAUAGGAGUCAAGCAUUUUGGUGGUUUCGCAACAGCCAAAGGUGCACCACUGGCCAUAUCAAAUGCAGCUCUUGCCCGAGCGAAAGCUUUAUAUGAUGCAUACUGUAUCAGUACCAAUGAAAGGACUGUGGAACACUCAAUAGACGUCAAACAGUUUGGUGGUUUCGCAACGGCUAAUGGUGCACCACUGCCCAUAUCAGAUGCAGCUCUUGACCAAGCAAAAGCAUUAUAUGAUGCAGACUCCAUCACUACCAAGGAAACUAAUUUAGAAAAUGCAGUAGAAGUCAACCCUUUUGGUGGGUUUGCAACAGCUAAAGGUGCACCACUGCCCAUAUCCGAUGCAGCUCGUGACCGAGCAAAAGCAUUAUAUGACGCAGGUUCUAUCAAUUCCAAUCAAUCGAAUGUAGAAAGUGCAAUAGAAGUCAACCACUUUGGUGGGUUCGCAACAGCCAAAGGUGCACCACUACCAAUAUCCGAUGCACCACUACCAAUAUCCGAUGCAGCUCGGGACCGAGCAAAAGCAUUGUAUGAUGCAGACUCUAUCACGACCAGUGAAACGAAUAUAGAAACUGCCAUAAGUAAAAGCAUACGCUCCGAGGUGGUUGGAUUCCAUCCGCCGCAGAUCAAAGGAGGUGGAGCCUUGGCCGUACCAUCUGGACUGCCUCGAACUUCAUUGCUAAAUGCUGCUCCAGGUGCAGCAAGUAGUAGUGCACCUAGUAAAGGCAACAGUCGUAGUGCACCUGUCACGCCCGUAGGGGUUGCUCGAGGAAGAGCACCAUUCAAGUCUCCAAUGACGCCAGCUGGUCUACAAAAGGGCAUUGUUGGACCUCGUCGCGGCGGUGGUCGACGACGAUUUGUAGAGAACUCGGUCAGCAGUGAGAACGCAGAUCCGAACGAAAGUAACAAGAAGAAUCUCACAACUUUGUUCGAUUUGACUGCUCCUGCUUCGCGACAAACCUUGAGAGAAGCGAUUGGACGUGAACAGAGCUAUGACUUUGAUGACUUGAUGGCACGGAAUGUGCCUAUCGAUGUCAUUGCUUGCUCAGUUCUGUCAGCCUCUACCUAUGCCUUCAAUCAGAAUUGGGCUAAUGUUGAAGCCAGAAAGGCCUUGAUUGAUGCUGGUGCAGACACAACCCUAGCAAGCGAAGAAUGGAUUUCGAAUCACUAUAAAUGGAUUGUCUGGAAGUUUGCCUGUAUGAUUCGGUCAAAGCCUGAUCUGCUGCAGGACUUGUGGAAGCCGUCUUCUGUAGUUGACCAGCUUUGUUAUAGAUACGAACGAGAAAUCAAUCUUGCGCAUCGGUCUGCUCUCAAACUGAUUAUUGAAAGGGACUCUUCGCCGUCUCAAUUGAUGGUUUUAUGCGUCUCUGCUAUUUACUCUGAAGGUGCAAGUACAUGUAUCGAGCUCACAGAUGGAUGGUAUUCGAUCAGAGCUUGUCUGGAUUCUACUUUGGAUACCUUGCUUCGUCAAGGCAAGAUUUAUGUUGGAUUGAAAUUGCGUAUUUCUAGCGCCAAGCUCUUGGGUCCACCAGAACCGUGUCCGGCUCUAGAAGUUACAAGCAGUACUGUUCUUCAACUUCAGGUCAACUCAACUCGUCUGGCUCGGUGGGACGCUAAACUUGGAUUCCAAGCAAAGAGAGUAGAUCCAAUGGCUUUGAAGUGCCUUAUACCUGAAGGUGGUGAUGUCCCUUGUAUUGAUGUCAUCAUCAUGAGACGGUUUCCUGCUCGUUUUAUUGAAAAGAAGAGCGAUACUGUACGUAUAACAAGGUCUGAACGAGAAGAAUCUUUGGCAAAUCUGAUGCAACGAACGUAUUCAGCACUUGUCAUGGAAUCUGAAAUGGAUCCAAGAAAGUUCGGAGAUAACCCCACACCGCCCAGGUUUUCAAAGCUUCCUGGUGAUUUGAAGCACAUCGAAAACGCGGAAGACUUGUAUGAUUGCAUGCGACUACAUACUGAUCAGCAGUCGUUCAUGCAAUUGUUGACCAGCUCGCAACGUGAACGCCUUCAAGACCAUGUUCGUCAAAAACAAGAAUUCAAGAACUCUAAUCUGAUGUCACGGAUGCAGGACGAGAUGAGGGAACGAAUCAAGCCUCGCGAUGUUUCCAAGUCAGUGAAGUUCCGAAUUUGUGACUAUCCACCCGAGAAUGCUGGAUUAGAGCAUGUUCGAGAGACGUUCCUAACUAUAUGGAAUCCUGAUAACAGUGCUUUGUCGUCUUUGACAGAGGGCAGACGUCUCCGAAUAUUUGGUGUCUCGGCAGGUAAAGAGAAGGCUGUCAACCCAAAUCGGUAUCGUGGUGGCAGUAUGCUGUCCGUUCCGUUACGAGUGUCAAAGAAACUGAUGGCCAAAGAAAUGCCGUUCUCGGAAGGAGAAUGGCACCGUACGCUGUAUCAGCCUCGACGAUGGGUGAAAUGUCAAGAGCUAGAUUGUUUGGAAAAGUUUGAAGAGGCUGACUUGCUCGCAGUCAUUAUUGCCGUAGAUGAACCAGUUCAUUUGCAAGGGACCUAUGAUAGGGUUACCCAGCGGCUUGUAUGUACAGAUCCAUCCGGUGGUAUAGUGGUGGUUCGGACAUUUUCAAUGGACAUUCAGUCAUUGCCAAGAGCAUCGUUUCUCCCCAAGACACCUAUUGCUUUCAUGAAUCUAGAAUUUGAAGAAUACCAGGAUGGAGCCUUCAUUUUCAGAACCAAAGAGGAUACAGAGAUCAAACUUUCUGCUUCUCAAGGCGUCCUGAGAACUAAGUUCGAUGAGCUUUUGUCCUGGAUUAGCAGUGUUGAAGAUAUAGAGAGUCUCGUGAAUCAAGGUCGCUCGGCUCUCGCUCGCCCCACAGCAUAUGGCACUACAUAUCAACAACAGCAACCAAUAAUCACCACACUUGAUGAAAGUACGAAUAGUAAAUCAGACGGUGCUGCACUUCCACGUCUGCCUGGGUUACCACCUUUGUAUCUCCAUCGACCUACUAGACCAUCGGGAUUACGAAAGAGCACAAGUCCUGAUCGAAGACCUGUGACUGUAUUAAACCAAGCGACAUUGUCACCACGAGUCAAGGAUUCCACUACGAUACGCAAACAGGCGUACAUAACGCCCUUUUCGUCAUGUCGAGUCGUCAUACUCGACAAUGGGACACUUGAUUCAUCUUACAUUUUAUUUGAAGAAGACUGUACGGGUUUCGUAGCCAGCAUUCCUAGUAAUAAUAGUAACAGUAAACUAGUGCAUCUUCAGUUGGACGCAGGUGGAUUGAUUCGAGUCAAAAUGGAUCAGGCCAUAUUUGAUGAACUAGUCGAGUUGGCAUGCCCAGGCAAGAAAAUGUCUCUGAAUUGGUUGAUGGCGGAUGACAAGGAUGGUGACAAUCGAGGUGCGAGGUUGAAUCAACUAUCUGAAGCGUUGUGCUAUCAAAUCGUCCAAUUUGAAUUGACUCCAGAAUCCACAACAGACAAAGAGGCCAGCAUCACCUCAGACAUAUUCGAAGUCCAAUCCGUUUGCAUGCCUUCAGUAGAUGAAUCUUUAUAA
Molecule: messenger RNA, 6897 nt
Organism: Synchytrium microbalum
Lineage: Eukaryota; Fungi; Chytridiomycota; Chytridiomycetes; Synchytriales; Synchytriaceae
Exons: 16
Coding region: 1-6897 (2298 amino acids)
Biological process (GO): regulation of DNA-templated transcription; double-strand break repair via homologous recombination
Source: RefSeq, a predicted model, not a curated record